GAAGUAGGCGGAUGUGACGUCGUGGUGUUUACACCGCUAAUUUGAGUAGCAAAUGAACGUUAGCUGAGAAAAAUAAAAAGGAUAUAAUAACGUUUCUGCUUCACACAUUUACAAGCAAGGUUUGGCUGUUGUCGCCGUAUUUCAAUGGGUGCUCACGGGGUUUUGGGGAACGAACCCGAGUCCAUCGACUACUCAGUGCACGAAGCCUGGAAUGAGGCCACCAAUGUCUACCUGCUGGUUAUCCUGGUCAGCUUCGGCCUGCUGAUGUACGCCAGAAAAAACAAGAGGAAGAUCAUGCGUAUCUUCACUCUGCCUCCCACCGUCGGCAGCAGCCCAGAGCCCAACUUCUACGACAGCCUGCAGAAGGUCCGCCUGCGGCAGCAGCUAGAGAUGUACUCUCUGGCCAGGAAAUUUGACCAGCAGCAGGGCCAGACCGACAGUGUGCAGCUCUCCAUGGAAUGAAAGCAGGAAGGAACUCACCCCUUUCUGUCUGAGCAAACACUCCUGCAUAUAAUUCCAGCCCUCUGUGCGUGGAUAGGAUAAGACCUGGAUGUCUGUCAUGAUCAGAGAUGGUACAAAUUAUGUUACUUCCAUCCUGGUUGUUUCUGUUUGGCUCCUCAAAUGAGAAGCAAAGUUAUUCACCUCCUGUUGUCGUCUUCGUCUGUUACGUGUGGAGUAAGUACUGUACAGCUGGACGGAUGGAGAGGCCAAGAGCACAGGGAGUGAGGCAUCCAACAGUGACUGAGGAAUGAUAAAUCUGCAACUGCAGGAGAUGUCACUGAGAUACUCUCAGUAUGGUGUGAGAUUGAAAAAAAGUCCACCGUGAAGAUUGUUUUGCACACAGAACAAAAUCCUUUAAAUUUAGCACAGGUUCUAGUUUGUUUCCAUUUGUUUUUUACUUGUUUACUUGUUUAAUGUUUUGUGUUAAUCAAAAUUUUAAAAAUGUGAAAAUAAAGGCACAUACAUGUAAAGCAGCUGAGUCAGCAAAUGUUUUGAUUAUCAGAUCUGAGUUAACUCAUGAUGAUUGGCCUGUGUUUUAUUUGACUUCAUGGCACAACUUCAAAAAUGUUUUUUGUUUUACUAGUUUUCUUGUAUCUUACGAAGGAAGCAUUUUAAGGGUCAGAUCACCCAAAUUACAAAAAUAACAUUUUCUCACUUAGCUGGCUGGGUCCAGCCGUGCAGAUGAUUUACAUUUUUCACUUAUUGCCAAUUACUCUGUAUAGUCCACAGAACAUGGUGUAAAAUGUAAUGUAAUUCCAAUAAAGUCUGUUGACACAGAAGUCUGAAGGUUGUUCAU
Molecule: messenger RNA, 1297 nt
Organism: Epinephelus lanceolatus (giant grouper)
Lineage: Eukaryota; Metazoa; Chordata; Actinopteri; Perciformes; Serranidae
Gene: smim19
Product: small integral membrane protein 19
Source: RefSeq, a predicted model, not a curated record